GGAUAAUUUUAUUAGUGAGGUCAUCAUUCCAGAAAUGGGUGUACAACUAAUUAUGGAAGAUUUAAAUGUCGAUUAUGAAUUAGGUAUUGAGAUUCGUGAAUUUAGUUUUGAAUAUAGUUCAGUACAUUUUAUCGGUAAUAAAGAUCUUUCGUACA
Messenger RNA from Racocetra persica, 155 nucleotides. Lineage: Eukaryota; Fungi; Glomeromycota; Glomeromycetes; Diversisporales; Gigasporaceae. The record is from the annotation of a GenBank genome assembly.